AGGUUGGAUGACUUGUUGGCCGGGGCUGUGAUGGAGUCGGAUUGGGAUGUGCUGAGAGUGGGGGGAGCGGUUACCGCCACGUGCCUGCUGCUGUGGGCGACUUGGGGGCCGGGCUACACAGUCUAUGCUUACCUGCUGCCCAUACGCCGGGGCAAGCCCUGGCUCCGGGCGCACAGAGCCUGGGCAGGUGAGGAAGGAGGACUCCGAGGCAUCAGCAAGGCUUAUGCACAUGAGCUCGCCGGGAGAGGUCUGAACAUCGUCCUCAUCAACGACCUGAGCAAGUUGGAGCACGAGGCAAAGGCGUUAGACGGGCUUCAUGGCAAAAGCACACGAGUCACCCAGGUGGAUUUCACCGGAGGCUUGGAGAUCUACGAGGCCAUUGAGGCAGGACUGAAGGACCUGGAGAUCGGAGUACGGAUAAGCAAUGUGGGCAAGCAAUAUGCACCUGGCUUGAGGAAACUGCUCGACUGUGAGGACAUCGCCAAAAAAUUCUUGGAUGUUAUAAACUGCAACAUGAUGUCUGUGGUCCAGAUGACUAUACUCGUCCUGCCCCAAAUGGUCACCAGGGGCAAAGGUAUCAUCAUCAACAUAUCUUCAAUAACUGCCAGGAGCCCCUAUCCAUUUGCAGCAGUGUAUGCAGCCACCAAGGCCUUUGUGCGAAGCUUCUCCGUAGCAGUGGGCGCAGAGUACCACUGCGAGGGGGUCAUUGUGCAAACAGUGAGCCCCUUUUUGGUUGAAACAAAUCCCUUGAAAAGCGGGCUGCUCGUGGUGAGUUCCGAGGACUUCGCUUGGCAGGAGUUGGACACACUUAACCCCUGA
Molecule: messenger RNA, 819 nt
Organism: Physeter macrocephalus (sperm whale)
Lineage: Eukaryota; Metazoa; Chordata; Mammalia; Artiodactyla; Physeteridae
Product: very-long-chain 3-oxoacyl-CoA reductase-B-like
Cellular component (GO): endoplasmic reticulum
Molecular function (GO): oxidoreductase activity
Source: RefSeq, a predicted model, not a curated record